GCAUGAUCCACUUGAUUAGCCGGAACAUGCCGUCGCUGUUAUGAUCAUUUGACCUUACGCCGAAUACGAAAUUUCAGCACCAUGAACCACAAUUCAGUCCCAAAGAGAGCUAAAAUGGAUGAACUGGGAGAAUUUGACAAACUUUUUCCUGAGUUGCUGGAAUGUUUGAAUGAUGGAUGUUCAAAAGAAAAGCAAUUAGACAAAGUGUUCGCCUGGUUCAAAGAGGUAUCAGAAUAUAAUGUUCCACAUGGUAAAAGGAACAGAGGUUUGGCAGUCCUUGCUUCCUUAAGAUGCUUGAAAGAAAUAGUUUCAGAAGAGGAAGAAAAAAUUGCCAGAGUAUUAGGUUGGUGUGUAGAAUGGCUUCAGGCCUUUUUCCUUGUCGCAGAUGACAUAAUGGAUAACUCUACAAUAAGGAGAGGAAGGCCAUGUUGGUACAAAAAGGAUGGGGUGGGGAUGACGGCAGUGAAUGAUGCUUUCUAUCUGGAAUCCUGUGUUUACCACAUCAUGCGUAAAUAUUGCAGAGACAAGCCAUAUUACAUCAACAUUGUAGACUUAUUUCAUGAGACAACCAUGCAGACAGUGCGGGGUCAGUGCCUGGACCUGAUCAUAGCUCCCUCUGGUGGCAGAGUAGAUUUCACAGACUUCACGGAAGACCGAUACAAUGCCAUCGUCAAGUGGAAAACCGGAUAUUACUCCUUCUAUCUACCUGUGGCACUGGCAAUGUACAUGAGUGGUAUAUCUGAUGAAGAUUCACACCAGAGAGCACAACACAUCUUACUGCAUAUGGGCAGAUAUUUCCAAAUACAGGACGAUUACUUAGAUUGUUAUGGAAAUCCAGAGGUUAUAGGAAAAAUAGGAACUGAUAUUCAGGAGAACAAAUGUAGCUGGUUAGCAAUACAGGCUCUGAAAAAGGCAACUCCAUCUCAGAGGAAGAUUUUAGAGGAAAAUUAUGCAGAUACUGAUCCAAAUAAAGUACAGAGAGUGAAAGAUUUAUAUAAAGAAUUGAACCUUAAGGAACUCUAUCAUGAAUUCGAAGAAGAGAGCUACAAGGAACUUGUAACUUUGAUUGAAAAUCAAAGAGGGAGCUUGCCGAAAUCUGUUUUUUUAACAUUUGCCAAGAAGAUAUACAAGCGUGACAGAUAACAGAACAAUAUGACUUUAUUAAAUUAUUUUUACACAAUUUUUUUAUGCAAAUACAAACAGAACAAGAAUCAUGCCUAUCAUCAGAAGUUAGUUACUUAAUUGUCAGAGUGUCUCAUCCAUCAAUCAUUGCAAAUGUCUCCCAUCUUUUGUGGCCUGUUAGCGUAAAAUGAAAUUCAUAAUCUUCUUACACUGAUAUUUUUUAAAUGCAUUACAAUGUAUUAUGUUUGAUCUGAGAACUAAGACUUUAGCACAUGGUAACAAAUCGGUCUUUGUAUGUCUGUGUGUGUGUGUGUGUAAGGGGGGUUGUAUUUGUAUGUUUCUGUUUCAGUAAUGACUAUAUUGUCAUAUACCAGCUUUGUGACAUAAUGAGUUUGUUAUUUUGUUUGCUUUUUGGCCUUUUGAGAAUGUUUUAAUUCAUUUUGAUAAGCCACAAAUUGCUGGUGGAGGGCUGCAGAU
Messenger RNA from Saccostrea cuccullata (small rock oyster), 1599 nucleotides. RefSeq names its product farnesyl pyrophosphate synthase-like. The record is from RefSeq and is a predicted model, not a curated record. Gene Ontology annotation, cellular component: cytoplasm. The transcript has 9 exons. Gene Ontology annotation, molecular function: (2E,6E)-farnesyl diphosphate synthase activity; dimethylallyltranstransferase activity. Lineage: Eukaryota; Metazoa; Mollusca; Bivalvia; Ostreida; Ostreidae. The coding region runs from base 82 to 1143 and encodes 353 amino acids. Gene Ontology annotation, biological process: trans, trans-farnesyl diphosphate biosynthetic process.